Messenger RNA from Scylla paramamosain (green mud crab), 1225 nucleotides. RefSeq names its product procathepsin L-like. Gene Ontology annotation, molecular function: cysteine-type endopeptidase activator activity involved in apoptotic process; cysteine-type endopeptidase activity. The record is from RefSeq and is a predicted model, not a curated record. NCBI's taxonomy places the organism in Eukaryota, Metazoa, Arthropoda, Malacostraca, Decapoda, Portunidae. Gene Ontology annotation, biological process: immune response; positive regulation of apoptotic signaling pathway; positive regulation of peptidase activity. The transcript has 7 exons. The coding region runs from base 141 to 1148 and encodes 335 amino acids. Gene Ontology annotation, cellular component: lysosome.
UUAAAAAACAAAUGGAAAUGUUCGAGUUGGCAUCGUAUAAGACUUCCCUUGAGUCAGUACCUCCUCAUCCGCCACAGUCGGGCGAGUGAGGCAUACAGCUGAAGCACACAACUGAACCAAGUACACAGAGUAAAAGCAGGAUGGUACUACAAAUUCGCCUCUUGGCCUUGCUGAUGGGUUUGGCGACGCUGUGCCCUGCCCGCCGGACCGAUGAUAUCCCGGAUGAUAAGGAAUGGGAAGCUUUUAAGAUGCAGUACAACAAAGCAUACAGCAGUGGAAAUGAGGAGAAAAUCCGUCGUCAAAUAUUUUUCCAAAACAAAAUGAUGAUCAAGAAGCACAAUUACCGUUAUGCUCAGAACCUAACCUCCUUCAAAGUCGCCCUAAACCAUCUUGGAGACAAGAUGAGAGGAGAGAUCACGGCAUUCUUCACGGGGCCACAACAGCAGCAUGUCGUUAACAACAGCAUAGAGCCUAUACCUCUUACUGGUGAUUAUGAGUGGAUACCUUCUUCCAUCGAUUGGCGGCAAAAAGGAGCUGUGACGGGAGUGAAAAGUCAGCUUCAAUGUGCCUCAGGAUGGGCCUUCGCCACAACAGGCUCUUUAGAGGGACAACUCUAUCGUCAUUCCCAGCGUCUCAUCAGCAUGUCUGAGCAAAACCUGAUAGACUGCUGUCACUUGUGCUAUGGAUGUAGUGGAGGCAGGAUGGAUUACGCCUUCACGUACAUCAUGCAGAAUGGUGGUCUUGACAGCGAGGUUGCAUAUCCCUAUGAGGCCAGGGAUGCCGUGUGCCGCUACCACCCCAGUGCCUCGGUGACGCGGAUAAGAGGUUACUCUGCUAUCCCUUCUGGUGACGAGAAUGCGUUGAAGAACGCUGUGGCACUUAUUGGUCCCAUCGCUGUGGCUAUAGACGCUUCACUGUCAUCUUUCCAUUAUUAUACGCAUGGUGUGUACUACGACCCCCACUGUUCACCAACUCAACUGACCCAUGGAGCUCUAAUCGUAGGCUAUGGAAGAGAGAGCGGCCGAGACUAUUGGCUUGUAAAGAACUCAUGGGGUACCAACUGGGGAGAUAAGGGCUACAUUAAGAUGGCCAGGAACCUCAACAACAACUGUGGCAUUGCCACAAGCGCAUCCUACCCAUUCCUCUGAUUGGGAGGCAGGAUUCGCUGACACCUAGUUUGUACAUUCCGUCUUGGUCUCUGAAUUCAAUAAAACUAACCUUAUUA